Coccomyxa subellipsoidea C-169 is the source of this 2055-nucleotide messenger RNA. RefSeq names its product phosphofructokinase family protein. Lineage: Eukaryota; Viridiplantae; Chlorophyta; Trebouxiophyceae; Coccomyxaceae. Gene Ontology annotation, biological process: fructose 6-phosphate metabolic process; glycolytic process. The coding region runs from base 1 to 1464 and encodes 487 amino acids. The transcript has 12 exons. Gene Ontology annotation, molecular function: ATP binding; 6-phosphofructokinase activity. Gene Ontology annotation, cellular component: cytoplasm. The record is from RefSeq and is a predicted model, not a curated record.
AUGGCGGCCUAUUGUCCAGGACUGUUGCUGUGUUUGCAGGUCUGCUAUGACCUAGCACUUGCACGCUUCUAUAUGUGGGCACAGAGCGACGAGAAGGUCAUCAUUGCUGUACUAGUGCCCACAGACGCGAGUGAUGAAGUCCUGGAGUGCCCUACACUGCGCGAUAAGCUUGAGCCCAGGCCGAGUCCGUACGUGAUCAGCAACAAUCUGGGGGGUGGAUUUGUCUCUGAUCAGGACAAGGUCGCCCUCACUUCAAUGAAGUUUGCAUCAGGAUCCUCUGCAGGUAACAUGACGUCGGUGCAAAUGCAGGUCUGUGUGCCGUUGCCAGCAUGGGCGAUCAGAGCAGGCGCAAGGGAGACGAUCUAUUUCAACCCAGUGGAGACAAAUGUCGCCAUUGUCACAUGCGGCGGACUCUGUCCAGGCCUGAAUGAUGUGGUGCAAGGCCUUGUGCGCAAGCUCGAAGAUUACGGUGUCCCAGAGGGCAAUAUUAUGGGCAUCAGGUAUGGCUACAAAGGUUUCUAUGACCGGCGGCACAAGCCUAUUGUGCUGACAAGAAGGCUGGUGGAGGGGAUCCAGCUCCAGGGCGGCACCAUACUGGGGACAUCAAGAGGUGGAGCAGACAUCCGCGAGAUUGUGAAGCGGAUAGACAUGUGGGCCAUCGACAUGGUGUUUGUGGUGGGCGGGAAUGGCGGCAAUGCAGGCGCCGCGGCCAUCCAAUCUCAGUGCGAGAAGGCCGGCGUGACCUGCUCUGUGAUCGGCAUCCCUAAAUCCAUCGACAAUGACAUCCUUCUGAUCGACAAGUGCUUUGGCUUUGACACUGCGGUGGAGGAGUCUCAGCGUGCGCUGAUGGCAGGCAAGGUGGAGGCUACUUCUGCCUACAAGGGCAUCGGUCUCGUCAAGCUCAUGGGCAGGCAGUCCGGCUUCAUUGCCAUGCAAGCAUCCAUGGCAUCAGGUGUUGUGGAUGUAUGCCUGAUCCCAGAGGUGCCCUUUGUGUUGCAUGGUCAGAACGGCCUCUGCGCGUACUUGGACAAGGUGCUCGAGAGCCGGGGCCAUGCGGUGGUUUGCCUUGCUGAGGGUGCUGGCCAGGGGGAGCUGGGGACGGAUGCCAGUGGGAAUCCCAUCCUGCAAGAUGUGGGCGUGUGGAUGAAGCAGGAGCUCAAGAACCAUCACAAGGAGGCCGACAUCAAGUACAUCGAGCCCAGCUACAUGAUCCGCUCCACUCCCACUAUCUCCAGUGAUCGCAUCUACUGCAAGGUGCUGGCCCACAAUGCAGUGCAUGCUGCGUUUGCUGGCUACACAGGGGUCACAGUGGGCCUCGUCAACACCCACUACGUGUACCUUCCCAUCCCUGUCGUCAUCCAGGCUCCUCGAAAGGUGGACCCACGCGGAAAGACCUGGAACAGGUUACGGGCCUCCAUCGGCCAGCCCAACUUUGUGGAGGAGGGGCAAAGCCAGGACAUUUAAAAUGCUCCCCUUUCCUGGGCAUCGUGACUGUCAUUUGGCUUAGCUAUGCAAGUGCAGCAAAAGUGUCACAGGUGCAAACAGAAUUGAACGGAAAAAUCAAAUCAAAUUGAACACAAAGGCAACCCACUGUCAAACUCUGGGUGCCCCCUUGCUUUUUGGUUGGGUCCUGGGAAGAAGAAUGAUGCUGGUUGCCAACCAGUGGUUGGGUGCCCUACUUGGGGCGCUAGUUUUUCGGUUCAUGUCAGGAUGUCUUUCAUGUCUGCUGCCAUUCAUGUCACACCACAAGGGUGUGAGGUCAGAUGUCUUGUGAAUCGGUCACUCCCCCAGCAUGAAUUAUACUAUACGUAUGCUGAAGUCUCUGUACAUCUUAGUGGCACAGUGUAGGCUUCUAUGUAGGUCCUUCAUUUAACAGCUAGGCCUAUACUAGUCCAGGACGCCUUCAAGGAAAAUACUGUUGGUCGAGCUAUUGAGGGUGCACUGGGUCCAUGGCAUGCGCUUACCUUUAAACUUUAAGCUUGAAGCUUGACCUCAUGAGCCCUGAACAGCCUGACAUAAGUUCUCCAUAUCUUCACGCCACCUGUGUAAGAGCCU